Messenger RNA from Pocillopora meandrina, 3175 nucleotides. NCBI's taxonomy places the organism in Eukaryota, Metazoa, Cnidaria, Anthozoa, Scleractinia, Pocilloporidae. The record is from the annotation of a GenBank genome assembly.
AUGCAAUCUUGGAUUUUUACAGGAACGGAAACCGACUUUUUCGCUGGACAUCGUGCUUGUCCCUGCUUGGAAGGCCAUUACAGAACUCAUCUCUUCGACAAGUGUCUUACAUGUGGCCGAAGCGGGCUGCUAUGCCAAGAUGAGUACGCCUCACUAAAACCUGGCUUUUGGUGGCAAUGGCGGAACGAGUCCUAUAAACAUCGCUAUGAAUAUUUCAUGAAAAAUCUCGCCCGGGAGCUACCUGCAUUGGAUGAUUUCUCAGUGCAGUAUCCUUAUGCAAUACCAACACCAUACAGAUGUCAGGUAGAGGAGUCUUGCAAAGGUGGUUUGGACUCACCAUGCGGAGAAGGCUAUCAAGGUCCGCUUUGUGCUGUAUGCAAUCCAGGGUACCACAAACAAUUUCACUCUUGCGAAAAAUGUCCUUCACGGGCUUGGAUUGUAGGACAACUCUCUCUCAUUGCUGCUAUUAUAGCGAUAUUUUUGACCCUUAUAGUUUGGAGAAAGAAAAAUAAUCUUUCAAAGGACCGGGGACUCUCUUGUUUUGACAAUUUGUUGUCAAAGCUUAAGAUCUUGAUUGGUUUUUAUCAAGUCACUCAUGGCUUGCUAGAUGUGUUCUCGUUCAUUGAAUGGCCAGAUUCAUUGCAGGUUGUGUCCAAAUAUUCAGGAAUUUUACAGAUGAAUUUGCUUCAGGUAGCACCGGUUCACUGCCUUAAUCACAAAUUACACGUGGAUGCCUUUGGAGAUUUGUUUGUGCUAUUGUCAAUGAAUGCCAUGGUUAUUGUUGGUUCGUGUGUGAUCUAUGGUUUUUGGUAUAUGAUGAUCUCAAGAAAACAGGGACUGGAGGAGGACGAAAGGCCAAGCAAAAUUUCACAAGGGAAAGUUCUUCUUUACAGAAACGCUUUUUUCUUCCUGUACGUGACAUACCUAAGCACCUGUUCGAGGACAGCCAGUGUCAUGCCGUUCGCCUGCCAGAAACUCUGCAAAGACAAAAGAGAAGAGUUAUGUGACGAGUACCUUAAAGUAGAUUACAGCAUAAAAUGCCAAGGAGCAAAUUACAAUCAUCUUGUGAUCGUAGCUUAUGUUUCAGCUGCAUACAUCAUUGCUUUACCUGCUCUUUCUCUCGUCGCACUUUGGAGGCAUCGGCGAACAAUCAUAACCAAGAAAGACAGUGAUAAUGGCUCUGAUCCAGAAGUUGUUGACGGAUUGCGAUUUCUCUUUGAAAAUUACAAACCUUGUUCUUGGUACUGGGAACUGAUUGAAAUGUCCCGCAAAUUCAUUCUUACGUGCGGCCUCAUUCUCGUGGGUCAAGAAAGCAGAUCCUUCAUUGGAUUGGCCUGGGUUGUUGCCGGUAUGUAUGCAGUGCUUUUCUGCUGGAUCAAACCCAUGCAAGACACUUUUGAGAACAGACUGAUGUCCACUUCUCUUGCCGUUACACUUGUAAAUCUGGGUAUCGGUGCUGUGAGCAGAAUUCCGACUGAGAACAUAUUAAACAUGGCGGACCAUCACAAGGACGCUUUGGCAAUGAAAAUACUGAUUAUUGGAGCGAAUACGUUGGUGAUUGGCCUCCUUGUUGGUAAGAUAAACAUCAAUUUCAUGGAAAGAAACUCAACUGCAACUUUUAUAUGUUGCUUUGUGUUGUCCGAUAUAUUAACCACAGUUGUGUCAUAUCAUUCACAUUAAAGGUAGCCUUAUCGUAUCUCCAGUUUAUUUCAACAGCAACUAACCAUUGAAAUAAAACGCACAAUAAGAGUUUGGUCUUUCGAUAGAGCUCAAUUUAUUUGGUUAAAAAUUGAAACUACGUUACAGGCUUCUAUGGUUUGUAAUUCCACACCUUAUGAGAUUUUUACAGCUAAACAGAGAAAGUUUAAUUCUCUGGUCAAUCAUUUUCUUCCUAGUUCAGUACUUGGCAUACUUACAUCAGGUCUUCAAAGAGUGGCGCAAAAAUCCAAAAUGGUCCUUUUCUUGUUGCCUGGCCUUGCUUCUUCCAUUUAAUGACCUACAAGGCGAGAUACGUGGGAUGGUUGGCAAAAACAUGCUUAAAACACAACUUCAGUCAGGGAUCAUUGGGAAGCCCUCCAUUGCGGCCAGUGCAAAAGAUACUGGAGCAUUGAGUUUUUCUCCAAGCCAUGAAGACAGGGAAAGACAAGAAAGAAGUUCAGUAAAAUCCAGAGUGACUAGAUGCAGCAACACUAAAUGUGACCGUGGGACUCAAACAGAAAUAAUCGCACCGGCAUCUGCCGCUACCGCUGAACAUGCACAAGUAUCAUGGAAAGCGUGCCGGCAGAUAACCAUGUGAGUACAUGGCUAGUAAUUCCUGUUUUCGAUUGUUUGUUUGUUUUUGUGUUUUGGGUGAUGGCGAUGUUGUUUCAGAGACAACGUCCACUAAACUGGUCUAGUAAAUCUCUUAAGAAGCGUCCCUGCUAAAGAUAGACAUUUGAAUAAGAUUCUGCGCGACAUGGCUUUACAAAAAAAGGCCAUCCUACCUAAGCUGAUAUGGGUGAUGCAAAGUCGUCUCCCCUACUCUUAGCAUUGACCUACAUGUUAUAAUAAUGACGGGUUGAAAUAAAUAUGUAACGUAUGCAACUUCUUCCAGACUAUAGGCCGACUGACCUCUUUAUUUCGUUCGUGAAAGAGAGGUACAAAAGUGAACUUUUUUUUACACUUGUACAUCUUUAGAAUCUGCCAACCUGUAUUCUUGGUUAGUCGUAGACAUACGAUAUGUUGGUGAUCCUUCAUUUGAUUCAUAAGAGAAAAUAUAAUGGACUCUCUAAUUUGUGACAUAGAUUCUAUUGCUAGACAUUUUCAAGGCUUGUCUUUCUUUUCGGAGGCAUUGAGAAUUAGCCCCUACGUACGCUGGCCAGUUACCGUGCAUUUUUCUUCGUUGUUUUUGUCACAUAUGCUACAACCUAAAUGCACUUAAAUUACUUUAUAUGUUUAUGUAAAAGAGACACAAGGAUCCAAUCGCUCUGACAAAUGGCUAACGCUCGAAACGUCAGCCUUUAAACUCUUUACAGUGGCCAAUUUACGUUUUCAACUCAGUUGAUAACACUUACUCACCCUUUGAAAAAUUGCAUUUUUUUACAGGACUCGGCACUCUGUCCAUCACAUACCACUUGCUGAAGCAGAGGAAGCCACUUCAAAAGACGAAAAGACCGACAGGAAUAAUGGAGAAUAA